This is a messenger RNA of Eimeria necatrix, 4269 nucleotides long. RefSeq lists its product as hypothetical. The transcript is spliced from 10 exons. Gene Ontology annotation, cellular component: nucleolus; small-subunit processome. Bases 1 to 4269 code for a protein of 1422 amino acids. Lineage: Eukaryota; Apicomplexa; Conoidasida; Eucoccidiorida; Eimeriidae. Gene Ontology annotation, molecular function: U3 snoRNA binding; rRNA binding. Gene Ontology annotation, biological process: maturation of SSU-rRNA from tricistronic rRNA transcript (SSU-rRNA, 5.8S rRNA, LSU-rRNA). The record is from RefSeq and is a predicted model, not a curated record.
AUGGCGAGCAAAACAGCUGUGGCAGCAGCGGCCACUUUAGCAGUAGCAGCAGCAGCAGCAGCUGCAGCAGCAGCAGCAGCAGCAGCAGCAGCAGCGACUGAGAAGCAGCUAGGCGUAACAGCAAUGCCUCCACGUCAAACAGACACUCCGCGUGAGCGACUGCAACAAACUUUCAAAAUUUUACGAGAUUUGAUGCAGCUGCUGCAGCAGCUGAUAGAGGGCCUCUGCAGCGCAGCAGAAGGACACAGGAGGCCCUCGGCCCCACAGGGGGCCCCCCCAGCAGCAGCAGAAACUGCUGCAGCUGCGGCUGCAGCAGCAGCAGCAGCAACGGCAGCUGCUGCAGCUGCGAUAAUGGCAAAGAAGGUGAAGCUGAGGGGGGGCUUUGGCCGCAAGCGAAGGGGGGGGGGAUAUCUUUCGCUGCUGAGCCGCUACGAAGCUGCUGUUGAGCUGCAGCAGCAGCAAGAGCGGCAGCAGAAGAGGCUGAAGAAGCAGCAGAAGCAGCAGCAGAAGCAGCAGAAAAAGGAAGAGAAACGAAGGCGCAGGCAGCAGCAGAAGGAGCUCGAGGAGCAGCAGCAGCAGCAGCUGCGGCAGCAGAAGAAGCAGCGCAGAGAAGCUGCUGCUGCUGCCAGGCAGCAGCCCCAAAGGAAGCUGCAGCGCCUGCUGCAGGCCCUGCACUUUGCCCCCUCCAAGGGUGCAGCAGGAGCUGCUGCUGCUGCUGCUGCUGCUGCUGCUGCUUUUGUCCCUCCGUCUGCUGCAGCACGGGGAGUCCUCAGCGACGACAGCGAGGGAGAAGACAGCAGCAGCAGCGCAGCAGCAGAAGAGGAGCUGCAGCAGCAGCAGCAGCAGCAAGAUGACGGGGAGGCAGGAGAUGCUGCUUCAGACUCGGAUCUGAGUGCAGCAGCAGAAUCAGCAGCAGCAACAGAUGAAGAGACUGAAGCAGAUGAGGACAUAUCCGAGGGAGAAGCAGCAGCAGAAGAAGCAGCAGAAUCAGAAGACGACGACGCUGCUGCUGCUGCUGCUGCUGCUGCUGCUGCUGAUCCAGCAAAGCAGAGCCGGUUCACGCUCGAGGCCUUCGGCCUGGCGAGGGCUGCAGCGCAGCUAGCAGCAGCAGCAGCAGGUGCUGCUGCUGCUGCUAAAGGCGACCGGGACCGGGCUGCUGCUGCUGCUGCUGCUGCUGCUGCUGCUGCGCUGCCGCCAUUAGACUUCUCCUGCACUUUCGACGAGGAGCUGGACGACGCUGCUGCUGCUGCGCGGCAGCUGUUCGUGCAGCAGCGAAGCAGCAGCAGCAGCAGCAGCAGCAGCACAAAAGCUAAGCGCAGCGACAGCAGCAGCAGCAGCAGCACUUAUGCUGGAGGCAGCUUUCUGGACGCAUGCGUGGAGAGCCUUGCAGGCACUGCCUUCUGCCCUGCCUCGCCGUUCGCCCUGCAGCAGCAGCAGCAGCAGCAGCAGCAGCAGCAGCAGCAGCUGGAGGAGGUCACCUUGUCGCUUCCUGACUGCGCGCCUUUCACCACUCGCUUGUCCCGCGUGACUCCAAACCCCGCGCUGGCCUCGCCUGCUGCUGCUGCUGUUGCUGCUGCUGCUGCUGCUGCCCCCAACAGCAGCAGCAGCAGCAGCAGCAGCAAGACGUUCCUCGAGGGCGUGCUGCAGCAGCAAGCGCCUGCAGACCCCCUUGCGGUGUACGGACAGCUGGGCCCCUUCCCCGUAGACGCUUAUGGGGCCCCACACUUUGUUGCUGAGGGUCUUCGCCGUUUGCUGCAGCAGCAGCGCUCGCCCUUGGCCGAAGCAGACUACCCAGUCCUCAAGCCCAGCAGCAGCAGCAGCAGCAGCAGCAGCAGCAGCAGCAGCAGCAGCGGGGGCGGGCUGCCCGCGUGUCUGGAGCGGCUGUACCAUUUGCUGCACUCCUAUGCAGAUUGUCUUUACCCCCACGAAAACCCUUUUGCUGCUGCUGCUGUUCGCCGUGUUGCUGCUGCACAUGCUUUGGGGCACUGCUUCAAGGCCAGAAGCAGAGCAGCAGCAGCAGCAAAAGUUGCUGCUGCUGUGGCUGACGCAGACGCGCAGCAGCGCACGCAGCUCGUAAACAGAGCUGCAGCAGAAGGAAACCUCAGCUGCUUCUUUGAGUUCAAGCUUCUCCAGCAGCAGCAGCAGCAGCAAAAGCAGCAGCAGCAGCAGCAGCAGCGGCAAAAGCAGCAGCAGCAAAAGCAGCGACAGCAGCAAGGAGAAGAACCAGCUGCAGCAGAUGCCGCUGCUGCUGCAGCUGCAGCUGCAGAGCAAGAAAGAGAGGCGCCCUGUGCAGCGGAACCAGCAGCAGCAGCAGCAGCAGCAGCAGCAGCAGAGCAGCAGCAACUUAGUGCUGCUGCAUGCGAGGAGUGGCUGCGCUCGCUGCUUCAAGACAGCAGCUACACGAGGCCUCGCGUGCUGCUGCUGCUGCCUUUCCGCUCAGCAGCAAAAGAAGUGGUGGAUGCCAUGCUGCAGAUGCUGCCAGAAGGCUUCCAGGCAAUCAGCAGCAGCAGCAGCAGCAGCAGCAGCAGCAGCAGCAGCAGCAGCAGCAGCAGCAGCAGCAGCAGCAGCAGUAGCAGCAGCAGCAGCAGCAGCAGCAGCAGCAGCAGCAGCAGCAGCAGCAGCAGUGGCUGCUGGUGCAUUGCUUGGCACUGCCCGCUGCAGCGUUUCCCGCGUUUGCUGCAGCAUUUCCUAGCUGUUCUGAACGAGAAGCAGUACCGGGCGUCCUUCGGGCCGUCUGAAGAGGGUGGCGCUGCUGCUGCUGCAGCAGCAGCAGCAGCAGCAGCAGAGCAGCAGCAAAGCUUCCUGAAGGCGCGGCGGCCCCGGGACUUCAGGGCCACUUUUGGCGGCAGCAGCAGCGACAACUUCAGCCUGGGUCUUCGCCUCAGCAGCAAAUCAAUUUCUCUUUGCUGCUCGCUGCAGGACAGCGACAUUCUUGUUGCUUCUCCCCUCGCCCUCCGCGUCCUCACUGGCGCAAAGGGCGAAGCAAAGAGGGAAUUUGACUUUUUGUCUUCUUUGGAAAUCAUUAUAAUUGACAGGGCAGAUAUCAUCGCGCUGCAGAACUGGCAGCUCCUCAAGGAGGUCUUGGAGGUGUGCAACCUGCCGCCGCAGCGCUACACGUCUUUCGACAUUCGGCGGCUGCGGCCCUCCAUGGCUGCUGCUGUGGGGCAAACAGAUCGGCAGCUAGUGAUUUGCUGCAGCGGGAGAAGCAGCAGAUUUGGGGCUUUGCUGCAGGGCUUUUCAGCAAACAGAAGGGGCUGUUUGCAGCUGUUUGAGCCGCGUCUUGCUGCAGUUUGCAUGCCUUUGGACAUCCCCUCGCGCGAGCUUGCUGCUGCUGCUGCUGCUGCUGCAGCAGCAGCAGCAGCAGCAAGUGCUGGGGAGCAGGCGGGCGAAGCAGACGGCAGGAGCGAGGCGGCAAGGGCAGUCGCGGCAGCAGAUGCUGCUGCUGCGGAAGUUGCUGCAGCGGCUGCUGCAGCAGACGCUGCCAUCUUGGAAGCAGCAGAAGCAGCAGCAGCAGCAGGACAGCCACGAGGCUUUGUUGCUGCUACUCUCCGCUGCAGCCGCGCCGGCGCCCAGCAGCUGUUCUGUUUAGACCUAAUAAACUACUUCUGCUCUAAUGUGCUGCCAACUUUGGGGGGUGCUGCUUCUCGCGUUUUGCUGCUGGUCAAUUCCUACUUGGAGAUCUGCAGACUGCGAGUGGCUCUGAAGGAGCACUCCAUCAGCUACACGACCUGCCACGAGUACACCUCAAACGCUAAACUCUCAAGGGCAAGACAGUCAUUUCUCAAAGAAGCAGCCGCAGGCAGGCGUUGUCGCGUGCCCCCUGCGCCCCCCACUGCUGCUGCUGCUGCUGCUGCUGCUGCUGCUGCUGCUGCUGCUGCAGGGGAUGUGCCAGUGCUAGUGACAACAAGCCGCUUUUGCUUCUACCGCCGCUACCGCCUUUGUGGGGCCAAAAGGAUUAUCAUGUUGGGCCCUCCGUGCAGCGCUGAGGUGUACGUACACCUGGUGACGGAGUCGCUGCCGGCUGCGGCGGACGGCGGCGCUGCAGCAGCAGCAGCAGCAGCAGCAGCAGCAGCGACGGGCGCAGCAGCAGCAGCAACGGGCAGAGUCCAGGGCUCCGUCUUGUGCUACUUCACAGCUUUUCAGCUGCAGGGACUUGAGCAGCUAAUGCCGCUGCGGCAGGCGCUGCAGCUGCUGCAGAUGCCCAAAGGCCGGAGUGCAGAGGGCUGGCAGCAGCAGCAGCAGCAGCAGCAGCAGCAGCAGCUCUUGUAA